AUGGUCAGCCAGCUGGUUUGGAAGCGGGCUUCUGCCUCUCGUGGGCUGGCACGGCUGUCCCCGCAACGGCUCUUCGCCCGUGGCCUGGCCACCGAGGCCUCCUCCUCCCGCAUGCCCCCCUACCCUAAGCUUGUCCGCAAUCUGGAACAGGUCCGCCGAGUUUUGGGCUCCGACCGCGCUCUCACUCUUGCCGAGAAGAUUCUCUAUUCCCAUUUGGACAACGCCGAGGAGUCAUUGCUCACCGGCACCAACAAUGGCCGUGAUGUUCGAGGCAAGGCCAACUUGAAGCUCAAGCCUGACCGUGUCGCCAUGCAGGAUGCCUCCGCCCAGAUGGCUCUGCUUCAAUUCAUGUCCUGCGGUCUUCCCUCGACUGCUGUCCCGGCCAGUAUCCACUGCGACCACAUGAUUGUCGGUGAACGCGGUGCCGAUACCGAUUUGCCUGCUUCGAUCAAGGGUAACAGCGAGGUCUUCGACUUUUUGGAAAGUGCUGCCAAGCGCUACGGUAUCGAGUUCUGGCCCCCCGGUGCCGGAAUUAUCCACCAGAGUGUCUUGGAGAACUACGCCGCCCCCGGAUUGAUGAUGCUCGGUACUGACAGCCACACUCCCAACGGCGGUGGUCUGGGUGCUAUUGCCAUUGGUGUGGGCGGUGCUGAUGCCGUCGAUGCUCUGGUGGAUGCCCCUUGGGAGUUGAAGGCCCCCAAGAUCCUUGGUGUUCGCCUCGAAGGCCAGCUCAGCGGUUGGGCUUCUCCUAAGGACAUUAUUAUGUCCCUGGCAGGAAAGCUGACUGUCCGUGGUGGUACCGGCUACGUGAUUGAAUACCACGGUCCGGGUGUCGAGACUCUCAGCUGUACUGGUAUGGCUACUUGCUGUAACAUGGGUGCUGAGGUCGGUGCUACUACCUCGCUCUUCCCCUUCUCGCCUAGCAUGAUUCCUUACCUGCAGUCCACCCACCGCGGCCACGUCGCGGAGGCUGCUGCUGAAGUGGCUGCGGCGGGUCCAUCCAGUCUGCUGCGCGCCGAUACCAAGGCCGAGUACGACCAAGUGGUCACCAUCAACCUGUCCGAGCUCGAGCCCCACAUUAACGGACCCUUCACCCCCGAUCUGUCGGUUCCGCUCUCCAAGUUUGCCGACACUGUCCGCGAGAAGAAGUGGCCCGAGACCUUCGGUGCUGGUCUUAUUGGUAGCUGUACCAACUCUUCUUACGAAGACAUGACCCGCGCCGAGAACCUGGUCAAGCAGGCCACCGCGGCCGGCUUGAAGCCCAAGGCGGACUUCUUCAUUACCCCCGGUAGUGAACAGAUUCGCGCCACCCUUGACCGCGAUCAGACCCUGAACACUUUCUCCCAGGCCGGUGGUGUUGUCCUUGCCAAUGCCUGCGGUCCCUGCAUCGGUCAAUGGAAGCGAACAGAUGAUGUCGCCAAGGGCGAAGACAACGCUAUCUUCACCUCUUACAACCGUAACUUCCCUGGACGUAACGACGGCAACCGCCAGACAAUGAACUUCCUCGCCUCGCCCGAGCUUGUCACCGCUCUUGCCUACUCUGGUACCACCACCUUCAACCCGAUGACCGACUCUAUCACCGCACCCGACGGCUCAUCCUUCAAGUUCGAGGCCCCCACCGGAUUCGAUCUUCCCAGCGCUGGCUUCGAAGAGGGAAACCCUAACUUCCUUCCCACCGCCGCCAUUCCCGAUGCCAGCUCCGAGGGCGAUCUCUCCGGUCUCCAGGUCCUCUACAAGGUCAAGGGUCAAUGCACAACUGAUACCAUUUCCGCUGCUGGCCCCUGGCUCAAGUACAAGGGCCACCUGCCCAACAUUUCCGCCAAUACUCUCAUUGGUGCCGUCAACGCUGCCACCGGCGAGACCAACGUUGCUUACGACGAGGCCGGCAAGCAGUACGGUAUCCCCGAACUCGCAGAGCACUGGAAGGAGCGCGGAAUCGAAUGGCUCGUCGUUGCCGAGGACAACUACGGUGAGGGCUCUGCCCGCGAACACGCCGCUCUGCAGCCCCGCUACCUCGGCGGCCGCGUGAUUGUUUCCAAGAGUUUCGCUCGUAUCCACGAGACCAACCUGAAGAAGCAGGGAGUUGUCCCUCUCACCUUCGCCAACCGCGAGGACUAUGACCGCAUCGACGCUUGCGACAAGGUUGACACCGUUGGUUUGUACGAUACUUUGCAGGCCGAAGGACAGGGCGAGAUUCAGCUUCGCGUUACCAAGCAGAAGACUGGCGAGUCCUUCCUCGUUCCCGUUCAGCACACCCUGAGCAAGGACCAGAGUGCUUUCAUUCUGGCUGGUAGUGCGCUCAACUUGCUGGCUAAGAAGGCCAACGCGCAAGCGCAAUAA
Messenger RNA from Penicillium brevicompactum, 2340 nucleotides. Its product is annotated as aconitate hydratase ACO2. Gene Ontology annotation, cellular component: mitochondrion; cytosol. The coding region runs from base 1 to 2340 and encodes 779 amino acids. Lineage: Eukaryota; Fungi; Ascomycota; Eurotiomycetes; Eurotiales; Aspergillaceae. The record is from RefSeq and is a predicted model, not a curated record. Gene Ontology annotation, molecular function: 4 iron, 4 sulfur cluster binding; aconitate hydratase activity. Gene Ontology annotation, biological process: tricarboxylic acid cycle. The transcript is spliced from 3 exons.